CAGACACAAAGGGAGAGUUUUCAGCUCACUGCCUAGACCAGAGAGCCGCCAUGAUGUACACGUUGUUUGCAGUGUUGCUCUCUCUGUCGUUCAUGGGGACGUGCUUGACCCACGAAGUCACUGUAGAGUUUGACAAACUUACACUCACAAACUGCCGUCUACGCAAUCGAGCUGAUGCUUCAAAUAAGAAAACCGUUGUUCUAUACAAUACCGAAUCGUUGACAUAUGACAUGUGCUUGACUAAAGAGAAAACAUUUAGGCUUGACAAACUGAGAUACUCCAAUGACGGCUUGAAGGAUCUCAUAACCUUCUCUGUUAAUGACAGAGAGGUUGGAAGGGUCGAAACACGAGAGCUUGAUGGAAAUGGUGAAUUGUGGAAUGAUAUUUUGGAAGUUGUGAACAUUGGAGUUGAAAAGAGGCUUGCUGCAGGAAAUUAUUCGUUGACAGUGACGGCAGAGCACGCUGACCUGUAUGGAGUGGAGUUAGACUCUCUGACAUUUAGUUUCGAUGGAGCAAGUCCAGAUGACAAUAGCCAGUGCACGGCUACACAGGACGAUGCGUCAGCCGCUCUGUUGGGAAGGUGCUUUCCAGAGCUACAGGUAUGCAACAAUCCUCCAUCCUUGCCUAACGCUGAUUUGACCUCUGAAGGACAGUUUGUCGGAGCAAGAGCCACCUACACCUGUAGGCCUGGCUUCCUGUUCUGUGGGAGGAGUUCCAAACACCGUUGUUCCAGCACGGGCGAGUGGAAUGGACUGAACGGCCAGUGUAACAGGGCUCUGUGGAUAAACCCUUCCUUUAACUUGCAGUCGGUCAACUUCGAGGCGGCUAUCCCCUGUGGUAUGACCGUGGGGUCCCGGGUUGAGAUCAUCGCCACGCCCACUGCCAGCACACGAUUUGAAAUGGUGCUGUUAUCCGACAACUCGGUGAUACUGAACAUGGACGUGCGCUUCAACAACUCCUCCAAGCAGCACAACAUCUACCUGUCCGGCCAGAAGGUCCAAACCUUCCCCUUUGCCGUCGGAACUGCAUUCCGGGCUGAGAUAGCGCGGGACAUCCAAACAUACAAGGUGAGCCUCGACGGGAACUUCGUCUGCGAGCAGCCUGACAACUUCCCCGACAUAAACCCAGAUCGGCUGAUCAUCAACAACGAUAUCUCCAUACAGGAAGUGAAAUACAUCAGACCUUGACCUUCAACCUGACACUCGAGGCAGCUUCGUAUCUGACUGCAUAGAUCGUUCAGACAUGCUGUUGUUGUUACUUUUAAAUGUUUUCAAAAUUUAACUAUCGAAAUAUAAGUGUUGUUCAUGACGUCGCAGAGUCACCAUAGUAAUGGAGAGAAAGUAACUGUGAAACCAGCAUCGGUAAGGUGAUAACAGUCUAUGUUCCGGGCGAAUUUCGGACUCGACAUGCAGAUGUUCUUCACAGAUAAUUGCAUUAUACCACUCAGUUCAUCGUCAACAAAAUUAGGAUCUUUUAACAUUGACAAUACCAUUUUGAAUGUUUUCUAUAACUGCUGUAUCCAAUCUAUUUUACUGUUCUCUGUUCAAUUUUGGUUCGGUGCCCUUUCUCUCCAAAACAAAAACAAACUGCAAAAAGUUGUAACCAUCUGUUCAAAAAUUGUCGGCAUGAAUUUUAACCCCCUUUGUUAUAUGUAUGAGAAUCGUGUUUUAAUGUCUGCGAACAAAAUUUUAUCCGACCCGUCUCACGAUUUACAUUCUGGUUUUAUACUUUUACCAUCUGGACGUAGAUUCCUCGUACCUAAAGUUCGCACAAAAAGAUCCCAAACAUCUUUUAUACCUGUUAGAAUUAGACUUUUAAAUGAAUGUUAGACCCAGCCACAAUUUUAAAUGUAUUUGACUACUAGUCUCUUACAGUAUACACUGGUUAUCCUUCUCAUCCUGUUUAUUUGUGUGUUUAAGGUGAUCGUUGUCCUUUGCUUAAUUUGUUUUAACCAUGCUGUAUGUCUCACUGUUGUAAAAGGAAUUCCUUUGUCGGGCAAUAAAGUAUUAUUAUCAUUAUUAUUAACCGUCUGUCCUAUCCAUGUUUACACUGAAAUAAAACUGACAUAUAUUUGACGAUUUUUGUCUCUAGAUUUAAUAAAGCAGAUUUAUAGUGU
Molecule: messenger RNA, 2116 nt
Organism: Haliotis rubra (blacklip abalone)
Lineage: Eukaryota; Metazoa; Mollusca; Gastropoda; Lepetellida; Haliotidae
Exons: 5
Coding region: 51-1187 (378 amino acids)
Molecular function (GO): carbohydrate binding
Source: RefSeq, a predicted model, not a curated record